Molecule: messenger RNA, 1398 nt
Organism: Lactuca saligna
Lineage: Eukaryota; Viridiplantae; Streptophyta; Magnoliopsida; Asterales; Asteraceae
Source: the annotation of a GenBank genome assembly
AUGGACAGACUGGUUAAAGCAGAUGUGAAGGAGGUGAACAUGGUGUUUACCAGAGGUCAGAAGUGUUCUACAACCUUCAGAUUAACCAAUCUCAUGCACACCAUGUCCGUUGCUGUCUCUCUCAAUACUACAAACCCAUCGCUCCUCUCCUUCAUUCACCAAUUCUCCAUCAUUCCUCCUCUCGGUACCGCUUCUUUCACUCUCAUCCUGUCUAAACCGUCCGAUCAUCCGCCGCUCUCGACCCCACCGGACAACGUUCUUGUCCGGUCAUCCAUGCUGCCCACCGGAAAAGCCAACCAGGAAGAUCUCCGGAGACUGUUCUCCAAACAUGGCCCGCAUAUCUUUAAGGACGUCACGAUUCCGAUCUCCUUUGUUGGGACUCACGUAAUCGAACACCUGAUCUCAUCUUCCUCUUCCAAAACCCUAGAAAUCGCAUUUACUUUAUCAAAAGCCAUUUCGUUGUGCGAAGAGUCACAGCUCACUUGCUUACUGAGAUCCGCUGCUAUGAACGGGAAGUCCUACGUUGUCUCCUCUCUGCUCGACGCCGGAGCCGAUGUUAACAACCGGGAUUCCGAUGGUGUUUCCGUGAUGUCGCUGGCUGUCAGAUCUGGAGAUCUGGACACGGUUCGGAUUUUGAUGGAGUCUGAUUGUGUGAUUGAUCAUCGAAAUGACCGACUCUUGCACGAUGCAGCUUCUUUAAACCGGGUGGAUUUAAUGGAAGUUUUGUGUAUGGGUUACUUGGAUAUCGAUGUGAAUUCGAUUGAUUCAGAAGGUCAAACACCUCUUCAUGUUGCUGCAUGUCAUGGCUAUAUUGAAGUACUUGAGUUCUUGAUUACUUUAGGAAGCGACCCCGAUUUAGCCGAUCACAACGGCUGGACUGCCCUCCAUUGCUGUUCCAUGGAAGGUCAUUCAGAAGCGGUUGAAUUCCUGCUAAACUGUAUCAGUUAUGUGAAAUAUGCGGUAACUAAAGAAGGAAAGACUGCAUUCGAUCUUGCAGUUGAAAACGAGCAUACAGAUCUUUACGAUAUGUUACAUUUGGGAGAUGUUUUACAUCGAUCAGCAAGAAAAGGAGAUGUGAAUGGAAUGAAGAAUUGUUUAGCAGAAGGUGCGAAGGUGAACGGAAGGGAUCAGAAUGGGUGGACGGCGUUGCAUAAAACGGCUUUUAAGGGUUGUUUUGAAGGGGUGAAGGUGUUGCUGAAUCAUGGUGGUCGGGUGGAUGUGGUGGAUGGUAGUGGGUACACGCCGCUUCAUAGGGCGGUGGAGGGAGGGCAUGUUCAGGUGGCGAUGCUAUUAAUCGGUCAUGGAGCAAAAGCUAGCAUGAAGUCUCUUGCUGUCCAUGAUUUAGAUUCUUUUAAGAAUUAUUCGCAAGAUAAAAAGAGCUUAUUAACAAGUAUGUAA